AUGAACUUGAGGAAAUCUUUGUUUCUUUGUGUGCUAUUGACGAUAGUGGUUAAAGGAGAUACUGCUAUAAAUCAACCGAGCAAUACUGAUUAGGGACUUAACUCGAAUAAUCCUUAAUUUGCGUGUAUUAAGGGUAAUGCUUGUUUUGCACAAUAGGGUCUUAUUUUAAUGGACAGAUCUGUAUGCCAUGCUAGCAGAUCACUGGAGGGUAUUGUACUUGUACAACUGCAAAUACAUGCAAUUAUGUAACAUGUUCGGAUGGAUAUUAUCAAAUCGGAUUGUAAUGAAAAAUAAUAAUUUUAGAACUUGUAUUAAACACCCUGAUACCAACUGUGUAAGAGGAGGUUUUUCUGCAGACGGCUCAACCAUAGUGUGUUUCCAAUGCAAUGGGUAAUCAACGCAAAUAGGUAAAUGAAUAUUUUAAUUUAAGGUGGAAUAUGUGUUUAAAAUAACAAUUGUAAAACCUUUAGUAUAAGCACUGGUAUCUGUACUGUUUGUUCGGAUGGAUAUUACAAUGUGUUCCCAACCUACACUCCAGACGAAUUCAAUGGAGCUCAAACAUCAUUUGUCUACUCAACCUAUUUCCAAAGCUUUAACUCUUGUUUGCCUUGCAAUCAAUACUGUGCAACUUGCCAAUCAGAGUAUAAUAUUGAUGUUCAUCACUUUGUAGCACAUACUGUAAUUCCUGUGUCAAAGGCUACUAUCUGAAUAAUAACUAAUGUCUCCGUUGCUAGGACAAGUUAACUAAAUGCAACGCUUGUCCAGAUGAAACCAAAUGUACCGAAUGCGCAGUUGGAUCCUACCUCAGUAAUGGCAGUUGCAUUCUUUGUACAACACUUGAUCAAAAUUGUUCAGCCUGUUCGGACUCAUCAACAUGCACCUCUUGUGUUUCUGCUGCCUACUAUACAAGUGGGUAAUAAUGCAUCCAAUGUUCUGACACUAUCAGUUACUGCAAAUAGUGUUCAAGUGGAUAAAAUUGCACAAAAUGCACAACAGGAUUCUACUUAAAAAGUGGUGCCUGUUUCUUGUGUUCUACUGAGAUGGUAAGUUGCAUGACAUGUUCAGAUGGCAACACCUGCACAUCCUGUUCAGAUGGAACCUUCCUUGAUGGAAAUAAAUGCUCAAAAUGUACUCUAGCUGUUAGCAAUUGUGAAUACUGUUUGAAUGGAACCACUUGCACUACUUGUUAACCAAAAUACUAUUUGAAUAAGAAUGUCUGCAAUGCUUGUUCAAAUAAUUGUGAAAAUUGUAUAAACUCAUCAACCAAUUGUACAUCCUGUUCAUCAGGUUACUUUUUAAAUGGAGCUACCAGCACAUGUGAUUUGUGUGAUGCCAACUGUUUGACAUGUUUAAAUGCAGCCAAGACUUGUGUUUCCUGUGUCCCAGGGUAUUUCAAAGAUGGAGAUAAAUGUACCGAAUGUUCAAAUAAAUGUUUUACUUGUGUUGAUUCAGCCACUAAGUGUACAGCAUGCUACGUUGGCAGAUAUUUUAAUAAUAAUAAUUGUUUACCCUGUUCUAAUACAUGUACUGAUUGUGAGACCUCAGCUACACAAUGUACUGCUUGUUCCAAAGGUUCUUACUUGAAUUCCAAUACUUGUUCAGUUUGCUCAAUCACCUGCUAAGAAUGUAUUGAUUCAGCAACCAAAUGCACUAAAUGUUAUGAUGGAAAAUACUUGAAUUCUAAUUAAUGUAUCACUUGUGAAUUUCCUUGUAUCAAUUGUCUUAGUAAAACAGAAUGCUCAUCCUGUGUUCCAGGCUAUUAUCUCAGUAACACUGAUUGUGUCAAAUGCGCCUAUCCAUGUUCCACUUGUGGUACAGAUGGUAAGUGUACAGCAUGUGUUGCAGGAUAUGAAUACGAUGGUUCUAAUUGUUAAAUUUGUUUGAAACCAUGCACUACUUGUUCAAGUUCGUAAAAUGGAUGUCAAAGUUGUGUUGUAGGCUAUUAUUAUCAUGAUAACACUUGUUCAUAAUGUUCAAAUGAAUGUGCUGCUUGUAAUACAAGUGCUACAACAUGUACAAGUUGUUAUGCAGGGACAUUCUUAAAUGGUAGUAAUACAUGUGCUUAAUGUACAUCACCUUGUGCUACUUGCAGCGGAUCAGCCACAUCUUGUAGAUCAUGUGUUCAAGGAUUCUUUUAUACGGGCGAUCCAAAUUAUACUUGUACUGCUUGCUCAAAAUCAUGCGUGGCAUGUUCAGCUGAUGCUAACACUUGUUCAUCAUGUCAAAGUGGAUACUUCAAAAGUGGAAGUGUUGAUGGUCCUUGCAAUGCUUGUACAAGUCCUUGUUUGACUUGUUCAACCUAAGCCACUUCUUGUAGCUCUUGUGUAGAUGGGUAUUUUUAAUCUGCAGCCACUACUUGUGAUCUCUGUAAGGCCCCUUGUGCCAAGUGUGUCGACAAUUAAGAUAAAUGUUUAUCUUGUGUUUAUGGAUACUAUUAUUCUAACAAUACUUGCACAUAAUGUACUCUACCAUGCACUAAUUGUGUUGCUUCCGUAACUGAUUGUUAAGCCUGCGUUCAAGGUUAUUAUUUGAGUACUCCUGGCACAUGUACCAAUUGUCCAACUAAUUGUACAGCUUGUGAUUCUGCCACCUCAUGCACAGGUUGCGUUGAUGGGUAUUAUGUCAAUGGUAGUAAUGCAUGCACUGUUUGUGCAGCUCAGUGUGCUAAAUGCAGUGAUGCCAAUAACUGCACUGGUUGCGAUAUUGGAUUCUUCUUAGAUAGCACCAAUCCAAAUGCAGUUACUUGUACCAAAUGUACAAAUCCCUGUUAUGGUUGUGUCGAUAAUGCCACUAAAUGUACAGUCUGUGAUUCAGGUUUGGUAUUGGAUUCAGUGAAUCAUACAUGUAACUAAUGCUCUCCUUAAUGUACUUCAUGUAGUUAAUCUGAUCCUACAAAUUGCCAAUCUUGUUCUCCUGGAUACUAUUACAAUAAUAACAAUCAAUGUCUAUAGUGUAGCAAUUUAUGUAAAACCUGUUCAAACAACGAUAAAAAUUAUUGUACAAGUUGCUAUGCUGGAUUUUAUUAACCCACUGGAUAAAAUACUUGUAAAGUCUGCAUUGAGCCAUGCAAGACUUGUAAGGAUUCAACUUCAGGAGAUCAAUGUCUAUCAUGUUAUUCUGGUGAUUUUUGGGAUGAGCCUAACUCUUUAUGCAAACAAUGCUAGUAUCCUUGCGUGUCUUGUACUAAUUUAACUACAUGUGUCACUUGUGAAAAAGGAUACUUCUUAACAGAUCCUAAUACCCCAGGGACUUGUAACAUUUGUGAUGCCAAUUGUGAUGCUUGCGAAAAGUCAAGUACUAAUUGUACUGCCUGCCCAUCUGGCUACUACAAAUUCUUAAAUACAACCACCUAAACAAGUAGUUGUAUUAUUUGUACUAAUCAUUGUUUGACUUGCACCUCAGAUACUUAAUGUAUUGAUUGUGUUAGUGGAUAUUAUAAGGACUCCAAUAACAAUUGCGUGUAAUGUGCAAGCAUAUGUCUCACCUGUAAUGCAAGUGGCAAUAGUGCUUGUCAAACUUGUCCUAGUGGAUCGUAUUUGAAUGCAGGAACUUGUACUAAAUGUCCAAACAAUUGUACUGGAUGCACCUAUACUACUUAAGCAGAAUGCAGCUCUUGUGUGUCUGGAUACUAUGUCAAUAAUAAAUAAUGCACUAUAUGUGCUAAUUAAUGUUUGGAAUGUGAUACAACAGCAAACAACUGUACAAAAUGCGAUGUUGGUUUUUGGAAAAAUACAUCAUUAGCAUCCGAUCAAUGUUAACCCUGUUUAUAUAUAUGUAAGACCUGUGACACGGCAGCAAAUUCAUGCUAAAGUUGUAUUGAUGGAUAUUACCCUAAUAAUAAUGCAUGUUCAGUAUGUCCACUCUCUUGCACAAAAUGCACUGCUGCUGAUAAUUGUACUGAUUGUGCUAGUGGAUAUUAUAAAAAUUAAGUAGACCCAACUCACUAUAAUUGUUUACAAUGUACGAGUCCAAUGGUCACAUGUGAAUCAGCUUCUACCUGUACAACUUGCAUGACAGGAUAUGUAUGCAAUAGUGGUAGUUGUGAUUAAUGUAGUUAUGCUUGUUCAACUUGCUCGGGAUCCCCCACUACAUGUGGUAGUUGUUUUGAUGGGUAUGUCUUAAUGGCAGACAAUUCAUGUAAAGCUUGCACCUUCCCUUGUCUGACAUGUAUCGAUGGAGACCAAACUAAGUGCAAUUCAUGCCCCCCUGGAUACUACAUAAGCAACAAUGCCUGUAGUUAAUGUCCAAAGGCCUGCUUAACUUGUUCCGAUUAAAAUACUUGCACAAGUUGCAUUGAUGGGUUUUAUAAAAAUGGAGCUGCUUGUUCCUAAUGUUAACUACCUUGUCUCUUAUGUACUUCAUAAACAGAAUGUAAGACAAGUUGUAUCUCUGGGUAUUUCCCAUCUGGUACAAGUUGUGCAACUUGUCCUCAGUAUUGUUUGACCUGCACUUCAACUACUCCUGGAAAUUGUUAAUCCUGCGUCAUUGGAUACCAUCUUGAUUCUGGAGAUUGCAAGGCUUGCAGUACAGUCUCAACAUCUUGUUUAGAAUGCCCGGAUAAUCAAAAUCAAUGCUCCAAAUGUCUUGGUGGUUACUACCUUGAUAAUAGUAAUGCAUGCUAAAAAUGUACUAGCAAUUGCCUCUUGUGUUCAAAGGAUUCCUGUACAACGUGUCUACCUGGAUAUUACUCUGAUGGCACAACUACUUGUAAACAAUGUACAAAACCAUGCAAUGUUUGUAAUUCAGCCACUGAAUGUACUGAUUGUGCUGAUGGCUUCUUUAUUAAUGCUAGCAAAUAAUGUUAAGCAUGUUCAACAGCAGGUUGUCUCAAGUGUCCCUCAGAUACAUGUAAUACUUGUUCAACUCAAUUGAUUAAUGAUAACACAUGUUCUUAAUGUCAAUUACCUUGUGCCACUUGCAAAUCAACUGGACCAACAAAAUGUCAAACUUGUGUUACUGGAUUCUAUAUAUCAGGUGAUGCUUGCAAUGCUUUUGUUUUCCCAUGCAAUAGUUAUUCUACAGAUGGCAAUGGAACUUGUUAAGGCUGCUUUGAUGGUUAUUAUCUUGAUAAUAGUAAUGUUUGCUAGCCUUGCAAUGCUAAUUGUAAGGUUUGCUCAAACUAGUCUGCUUCACAUUGCUCAAGUUGUUAGGAUGGUUAUUUUUCAAGUAGUAAUCAAUGCCAAACUUGUAGUUCUACUUGUACCACCUGUGUAACAUCAGAUACUAAUUGUUAAACAUGUGCAGCUGGUUAUUAUCCUUCAGCAGCUCUACCUGCCACUUGUAACAAAUGCCCUGAUAAAUGUGCAACUUGUACUGAUGCCAACACUUGCACAGGGUGCAGACCUGGAUUCAUAAAGAAUGGAUCUUCUUGUGAUCAAUGUACUAGCCAUUGUUUGACCUGUGAUCCAGAUACAACUACAUGUACAGAUUGUUUACCUGGCUUUUAUAAAAAUUUACCAACAUGUACUUAAUGUAUAGUAGGAUGUCUGGAGUGUAGUUCUAGUACUAAAUGCACAGCGUGUUGGGAUGGCUAUUACUAAAGUGGAGAUAAUUGUCUUAAAUGUGAUGCUAAUUGUAAGAAGUGUUAAACUAAUGCCACAAAUUGUACUGAUUGUCCUACAGGGUACAAAGUUGAUGGUAGUAAUGUUUGUUAAGUUUGUACAACUGGAUGUAGUGAAUGUGUAUCUACAAAAGGAUUAGAUGGCUCAAAUUGCACUGAUUGUUCUGGAGAUUGUGCAACUUGUACUUUCCCUGGUGGAACUCAAACCUGCCAAACUUGCACAGCUGCAGAUAAAUUACCAGAUGCGGGUAACGCUGGAUCAUGCAUAGCAUGCGUGUCUGGAGAUGGAUGCAGCACAAAUUGUGUUUCAAAUUGUACUGCUGACCAAGCGGAAUGUGAAAGCAACGGAGGAUAUUACGAUGCUGGACCUCCUGUCACCUGUACUAAAUGUACUGCUCCUUGUAAGAAGUGUUCUGGAAGUGCUACAAAUUGUACAUUAUGUGCAGUUGGCAAUACUGGAGCUGAUUGUUCAUCAACUUGCAAUGCCUCCUGUAAGGCAUGUACUGAUACUGGAUCGGAUAAAUGUUCUUCUUGUUAUGAUGGAUUUUAUUUAAUAGCAGCAUCCCCUAGCUCUUGUAGUAGAUGUACAAACAAUUGCUUAACAUGUUCUGACAGCAAUACAUGCUUAACUUGUAUACCAGGCUAUUAUCCAACUUUGCCUACAUGCACUCAAUGUCAAUAUCCUUGCUUAACAUGUACAACUUCAACCACUUGUUAAACUUGUGCUUCCGGUUUUCGCAUUAAUGGUAGUAAUGCAUGUGUCUCAUGCGAUGUUGGAUGUGAUACAUGCACAAGUUCUAUAUGUGAAAAAUGCAGUAAAGGUUAUUAUGGAGAUGGUAAUCCUUCAUGCACUAAAUGCACAUUCCCAUGUUUAGAGUGCACAUCUUCAACUGCAUGUACUAAAUGCUUUAAGGGAUUCAAUCUAAAUGGAAAUGAUUGCUCAUAGGUGUCAACAGGCUGUUAAGUUUGGACAACUGAUGGAACUACUUCUUCAUGUUCAACUUGCUAUGAUGGAUUCUACCCAAAUAAUAAUGCCUGUUCGAAAUGUCCAAACUUUUGUACUACUUGUACCUCUAAUACUUCAUGUGGGCCUUGUUUAACAGGUUCUUAUAAAAAUGGAACUGGUACUUGUACACAAUGUGUCAAAGGGUGUACAACAUGUGACAGCGACACUGUUUGCACAGCAUGCAUAGAUGGAUUUUAUUAAAAAGCUAAUGACGUCUGUUAAGAAUGUCCAUAGAAAUGUGUAAAAUGUACUGACAGUACUACAUGUUCAGAAUGCUUAGUUGGUUAUUACCAGAAUGGUAAUGCCUGUACUGAAUGUGCAAGUCCUUGUAGGUAGUGUGCUUUAGAUGGUGCAACUGUGAAGUGCUCUGUUUGUGAUGCAGGUUAUUAAAUAUAAAACGAUGCCUGUUAAUAGUGUCCAGAUUUUUGUUAAGUCUGUGAUGCUACCUUCAAAUGUACAUCCUGCAUUGAUGGAUAUUUUUAAGACUCCGGAGAUGGAUCUUGCAAAUAAUGUAUAACUGCAUGUACUAAGUGCAGUGCAUUGGAUACUUGCGAUUAAUGCUAAGUAGGCUAUUAUUAUAAUAGCGGAACAAAACAAUGCACUUAAUGUCAAAGAGGUUGCAAUGUUUGCGACGCCACCUAAUGUACUUCUUGUGUUGAUGGAUAUUAUGCUGUUGCUAAUUAAUAAUGUUCACAAUGUCCAACCCCUUGUAAAACUUGUAAUGAUACUACUGGAUCAUGUAAAAAUUGUGUAGAUGGAUACUAUUUUAAUGCUCCAAAUUGCACUGAAUGUCAGAGUCCUUGUAUCAAAUGCUCAGGAGCUGGCAGUAAUUGUUAAGCCUGUGAAGAUGGGUACUACUUAAAUGGAGGCAAUUGUACAUAAUGUCCAACUUAAUCAGCAUGUUAAAAAUGCGCAGUUGAUUAAGGAGAUGCAACCUUAAAAUGUAAUGCCUGUGCUGCUGGAUACUUCAUUGAUAGUGCAAAUAGUUAUGUUUGUCGUCCAUGUGAUACUGCCUGCACAGCAUGCACUACUGGAGCAAAAGUUUGCUAGAGUUGUAUUCAAGGAUAUUAUCCUGCAGCUGGCGAUAAAUGUUUGUAAUGCAGUUUAGCAUGCACGAAAUGCACAGAUGCCAACACUUGUACUGAAUGCUCAAAUGGCUAUUAUUAAAAUGGUUCUUCAUGCAAUCAAUGUAGUUUAAAUUGUAAAUAUUGUACCACUUCUUCUUCUUGCAAAACCUGCGUUGAUGGAGCUUUCUUAGAGAAUGACAAUGUUACUUGCACACUUUGCUCAGGAAAAUGUGCUACUUGUAUAACCUCUAGUACUAACUGUGUUUCUUGCAUCCCAGGAUAUUAUGGAACUCCCAACUGUUCCAGUUAAUGCAGCAACUCAUGCUUAUAUUGUACAAAUAGUACCACCUGUACAAAAUGUCUACCAGGAUACUAUCUGGAUAACUCAAAUGCAUGCUAACCUUGUAAUAACACCUGCACAACCUGCUCAAACAACAGUGCUACAUACUGUUCAUCUUGUACAACAGGAUAUUUUUUGAAUAAUAAUACUUGUGAGUAAUGUUAGAGUCCAUGCACUGCUUGCGCUGUUUCAGCUGAUGCAUGUAGUGGUUGUUAGCCAGGUUUUGUUUUAAUUACUACAUCAUGUAAAUAAUGCGAUGCCAUUUGUAAAACAUGUUCUACUUCCUAAAGUAAUUGUGAUUCCUGUUAUGAUGGAUAUUAUAAAAAUAAUGGAACCUGCAACCAAUGUGCUGAACCAUGCACAAUAUGUACCUACACUGACCCAGGACCUGCUUAAUGCCAAAAUUGUCCUGAUGGAUACUUCUUAAGUAACAACGUUUGUGCAGAAUGCAAAGAACCAUGCAAAAAAUGUGUGACAGCUGGUGACUAAUGUACAGAUUGUUUAGAUGGAUUCUAUAAGGAUCCCAACAAUCCUAAAUGUCCAGUUUGUAAUUCGCCUUGUGUUACCUGUAAUACUGAUGGUGAUACAUGUAAUUCUUGUAUCCCAGGAUAUUACUAUGAUACUACUCAAACCCCUGCAAAGUGCAUUUAAUGCACAACUCCCUGUUUGACUUGUGAAUAUUCAGCCACUGCAACUGCUGUUGUUUGCAAAUCAUGUAUUUCUGGAUAUUUUUAUGAUACCUCUAAAACUCCUGCUGUUUGCACUCAAUGUUAGACUCCAUGUGCAUCUUGCGAAAACUCAGCAACUGAAUGCAGAUCAUGUAAUGAUUCCGCAUUCCAUUUAACCACAACUGCUCCUCUCACAUGCACAUAAUGUACUGAUCCAUGUAAAACUUGUAAUGCUGUUACAACUGAAUGCACAUCAUGUCUUGAUGGAUAUUUCUUACCAUCUGGCUAAAAUACAUGCUCGGAAUGUGUAAGCCCUUGUCUUACAUGUUAAACUGAUGCAAAUACAUGUUAAAGUUGUAUUGAUGGGUAUUACCUAAAUGUCAAUGCUUGUAACAUUUGUUAAAAACCAUGCAAUAAAUGCGUUGACUCCUAAACUAAAUGCACUUCAUGCAUUACUGGUUACUACUUGAAUGUAAAUACCUGCACUCAAUGUACAUCUCCUUGUGCUGCCUGUACUGAUUCAGCUUGCACUGGAUGUAUUAAAGGUUACUUUUGGGAUGGCACAAAAUGUACUCAAUGUUCUACUGCUUGCACAGCUUGUAAGACAUCAGCUACGACUUGUUAAAGUUGUGCUCCAGGCUAUUUCUUGAAUGGAACCGGAGAUGGUUGUAAUCCAUGCUAAACACCCUGUAAAGAAUGUGUCACAAGUGCUACCUAAUGUACUUCCUGUUUCAGUGGUUUGUAUAAGAGUGGCAGUGGAGCUACUGCUACUUGUACCUAUUGUCCAUCCCCAUGCACCAUAUGUGACGAUUAAAACACAUGCACAACUUGCGCUGUUGGAUACUCUCUCAAAACUAGUGAUCAUCAAUGUUACCAGUGCUAAACUCCUUGUCUCACAUGUUUGACUUCUGCCACCGAAUGCGACAAGUGCGUUGAUGGCUAUUACAAAGAUGGUGUUAAUUGCACAAUCUGUGCCAAUCCUUGUGCCACAUGUUCUGGUGCUGGAACUAAUAGUUGUUCCACUUGCGAUGAUGGAUUCUACCUUAAUGGAAGUACAUGUACCACAUGUGUUCUUCCAUGUUUAACUUGUACAAGCUCUACUCUUUGUAAUUCUUGUGGAGAUGGGUACUUUUUAGAUGGCAGUCAAGCAUGUACUGUUUGCUCCAACAACUGUGUCACCUGUGUUGAUAGUGCAGGUAAAUGCAAAAGUUGCAUCGAUGGAUACUAUUUAGAUGGUAAUAACACUUGCCAAUAAUGUAAUAACCCUUGCAAAACAUGCUAAACCACUGCAGAUACUUGUCAGACUUGUCCCAGUGCUUACUUCAAAGAUGGAACAACCUGCACAGCUUGUUCAUAUCCUUGUUACAAUUGUAACAACCCAGCAAACAGUUGUUCAUCCUGUGUCGAUGGAUACUACAUUUCAACCACUAAUUGUGUCUAAUGUCCAGAUCCUUGUGCAAAGUGUAGUGAUCAAAAUACUUGCACAGCUUGUUUGGCAGGAUAUUAUUAUGACGGCUCCUAAUGCUAAUAAUGUUUAUAUCCCUGCACCAUCUGCACAAGUUAAUCUAACUGCACAGCAUGUGAUUCAGGCCAGUAUGUUAACAAUAAUACAUGCGCAAAAUGCAAUUCUAAUUGUUUAACAUGCGCAGUAACUGAUGUUACAUGUGUCACUUGUCUCACCAACAUGUAUCUAAAGGCUGAUAAAACAUGUGAUAAGUGUACCUUACCAUGUGCUACUUGUGAGACCUCUGCCACCAACUGUAAAUCUUGCAUUACUGGUUACUACUUGAAUGGUGCUACAUGUCAAUUAUGUUUCUCUUCUAUUAUAAAUUGUGCUACCUGUGAUGAUGCCUCCACUUGCAAGACUUGCACUCCAGGGUUUUAUUUGAGUGGAAAUCUAUGUCUCCCAUGUUCAACUUCUGUUGAUGCCUGCAGAACUUGCCAAAUGACACAAAGCACUUAUUCCUGCACUGCCUGCACAGUUGGUCUGUUUUUGGAUGUGAAUACCUGUAGUAAAUGCCAAGAUACCAAUUGUUUAACAUGUUCAACUACUUCCUCAGCUUGUACUAAGUGUCUAACAGGGUACUUCCUAGAUAAUGGCGCAUGUACUCAAUGUAAGAGUAAUUGUACCUCCUGCACAAGUUCCAGUACCUGCUCAUCUUGUCUCGUUGGCUAUCAAUUAAGCAAUGAUUCAUGCAAUAAAUGUAACGACACCAAGUGCACAUCAUGCGUUAACUCUGUUGCUGAGUGCUCCUUAUGCAUAAUUGGAUAUUAUCUAACUGCAUCUGGUUGCAGUGCAUGUCCAUCAGGUUGUGCAGCAUGUACCAAUUCAACUACUUGCUCCUCCUGUCUUACUGGCUAUUAUCUAUCCAACAAUCAAUGCAAACAAUGCUCUUCAGAUAUUACUGGCUGCUUAUCAUGUUUGAGCAACACCAAAUGCACAGCUUGCGAUCUUACGUACUAUUUGAAAAACCAAUCUUGCACAUCCUGUGUGGCUGGCUGCAAUGUCUGCACAAAUGAUACUCAAUGCAUCGUUUGCACAACCAAAUGGUAUUUUGAUUCAAAUAAAACAUGUACCAAAUGUCCUAAUGAAUGUGCUACCUGCUCAAGUGGCUCAGUCUGUCUUACUUGCAUUGCUGAUUAUAAACUCUAAAAUUCCAGUUGUAUCAAAUGCACAGGCUAUUCUGCUCAAUGUUCAGAAUGUGCCAAUGAUCUAUGCUCCAACUGUGUUUCAGGCUAUACUUUAUUAGCCAAUAAUACAUGUGCCUUAUGUCCUUAAAAUUGUGCCACUGGAUGCACUAAAAGCACUCAACAAGGCUCUUCCUUUUAGACUAUCUGCGGAGUGUGCUAAGACACUUACUAUUUGAAUGAAAACUUACAAUGCAAUUCUUGCAACACAGGAAGCAACUUCGCUUUAAGAUGCACCUACGACACAAAAACCAAAGUAAUUACACCAACCUAAUGCAUAAACAAUUACUUCUUAGUCAACAAUUAAUGUUAUCAAGCUUAAACAUCCAAUACAUGUUCAAAACUCUUCCAACCUAAUGAUGGCACUUAAAUUAACUCAUAAUUCUGUUCAGAUUGCUGGCCAUCCUAUUUACAAAGUAAUUAAAUAUGCUACAAAUGUGCUAACUGUGCUGACAAUAGUUGCUCAUUAGAUUAAAAUAAUAAGCCUGUUUGUAGUUCAUGUGCUAAUUAUUAUUACAGUGAUUCCUCCGCAACUUGUUAAUUGUGUAUAGCAAAUUGUAUUAAUUGCACCGGCACAGGAAUCGACAAUUGUUCUCAAUGUGACACUGGAUAUUACAAGAGUUCAAGUUCAUGUGUUGCUUGUACUACAGACAGCAGCAGCAAGAGCACUUGCUUGAGUUGCUCUAACGAAACCACUUGCUCCACAUGCAUCAAUGGUUAUUACGAAAGCAAUGGAUCCUGUUUGGCCUGUCAAUUUGGGUGCAGCUAAUGUGUUUCUCCAGGAAAUGUUUGCUCUGGUUGCAUUAGUGGGUACUUCUUAUAAAACGGAGGUUGUGUUAAAGACUAAGGAAAUUGUUUAGAAAACUAAUAGAAUCAAAAUAAUGGUUGUUAUGUGUGUGCUUACGGUUUCUAUCCUAUCAAUGGAUGGUUAUCACAAUAAGGUUAAUCUUAAAUUGUUGACAAUUCUUGCGUACAAUGUGUCUAUCCUUAAGCAGCAGUAAAUAUUAUUUAUUAUUAUUUUAAUAGUUUGUCUGCCGAUCUAAUCCAUCUGACAAUUAGGUUUAAGGUGCCAGUUUUGGAUCUGUGACUUCAGGCAAAAAUUCUAAUUAUUUCAAAUCAGCUGCUCCCUUAAGCUCAACUAGAUAAACAACUCCACAAUGUAAAUCUGGAUCAUUUUGGACUGGAUAAAGUUGUAUGCCUUGUCCCACAGUUAAUAACGGUAUUUGUUAAACAUGCAAUAACUUUACAUCCUGCACUUUAAUCUAAUGUAAUCCAUAAUAUUACUUAAUCACUAUCAAAAAUGUCUAAUAAUGUGUACCAAUACCUACAGGAUGCACUGACAUGCAGUAUUCUGAUAAAUUGGUGUCUUUGGCAUGCUCCAAAUGUAGCUCAGGAUAUACUUUAAUUGGCAACAUAUGUAUUUCUAUUAAUGGCUGUUUGACUAUUGAUUAGAAUAGUGGAGCAUGUACUUAAUGUACAAAUGGAUAUUACUUUAACUGGGAUUUCAUAUUGUAAACCUCUAAGAGCACUUUGACAACUAACACUAAUUACUAUCAAUAUUUCAAUCCAUUUUGCAGUAAAUGCAAUACUGGUUGUGCCAUUUGUCCAUCAUUAUACACUUGUACUCAAUGUUUGCCAGGAUACUUUUGGUAUUAAUCAACACUUACCACAAAUUCAUAUUCCUUUAAGACUUAUUCUAAUGCUUAAACUAAUGCUUCUGGUCAAUGUGUUGCUUGUCCUAAGAAUUGUUAGACUUGUUCAAGUGCAUCUGUUUGUACUACCUGCAAUACUAAUUUCACUGUAGAUCCUAACUCGACAAAUGGCGAUUGCAUAUGCUCCUCCCCUUACACCUAUAACUAAUCUGAUUAAUCAUGUUCAGCUUCCACAGCUAAUUCUACUUGUUCUUUUGGAGGAUGUGCUCAGUGUAAUUCUGAUAAUACCUAAUGCCAAGUAUGCAGUCCUUAAUACGCCUUAACAAGUUAAACAACAUGCACUUAAUGUCUCAAUUGUAACUAAUGUACCACAUAACCUGGAACUUCCAAUCCCACUUGUUCGGAAUGUGCAGAUGGAUAUUAUAAAGUCUAAGCAUAUGAUGGAGCUCCUAUCACAUGUUAGUUGUGUUCAUCGUCCUUGAAUAAUGCUUUAAGAUGUCAGGGUGUGUUAGAAAAUUAAACACAAUUAACCAUCAUCUAAUGUGCUGAUAAUUACUUUUUAUUUGGAAACGCUUGCUAUUAAACUAGUAACUCCAAUUGCUUCACUAUUGCUAAUUCUAACAGUCAAACUUGCCAGUAAUGUCUUCCUGGAUAUACCUUAUAUGGAAAUAAUUGUGAUUAAUGUAACACCAAGAUUGUAAAUUGCUCGACUUGUGUUUAGAAUUCAGAUUAAAGUGGGUUAAUUUGUUAAUAAUGCAUAAAUGGUUAUGUAAUGAACACUUAUAAUAAUUCUUGCCAAUAAUGCCCCAGUGGAUGCUAGAGUUGCACAAUCAUCAGUUCUACUGCACCAUACACAAUGUAAUGCAAUACUUGUGCUAAUGGUAAUUACAUAGACAUCAAUGGAAAUUGUUAGGGAUGUCCUUAUGAUUGCAAGACUUGCGACUCAAAAUAUGUAACAAUAUUUAUCUAAUUAUUUAGACUUGUAGCACCUGUAACGAUGGAUACUAUUUAGUUCAAUCUUCCAUCACCUUCAAUUCCAAGUCCUAUGUGUUUAAACCUUGCUACCCUUGUUAAAACAAUUGUGCAACUUGUACUGGACCAAGUGGCAACAUCUGUUUAACCUGUUCAGCUGGCUUUGUUCUUCAAAAUGGAGGCUGCGUCGAUUUAACUUAGAAAAUUCAAAACGACUCCAACACUUACAGUUUAGCUAAUUGUUACACUUCUGAUUCAACUGGUUGUACUGUUUGCUAGGCAGGAUUUUUCUUAGAUUAAUAAAGAGUUUGCCAAGAAUGUGUUUCACCUUACAAUAAUGUAAUUAGUUGAUUGUUAUUCAUCCUAGUUUGUUUGCGGCAUAAAAGCAGUGUCUCCAACCAACCCAUCAAAUCCAGGUGACACAAACAAUUCAAAUUCUUCCAAUACGGAUGCUCCAAUCCCAAUUGGAAACACACCUAUUUAACCUACAAGCAAAUAUGGAUUGAUGUUUGGCAUACUAAUUUUGAUAGUCACGAAUUGAGAUCUAUAGUGUAUCAAUU
Messenger RNA from Paramecium octaurelia, 14513 nucleotides. Lineage: Eukaryota; Ciliophora; Oligohymenophorea; Peniculida; Parameciidae. The record is from the annotation of a GenBank genome assembly.